UAUAUUUCCUGGUUUCGCCUGCAUGCCUCGUUACUCAUCGUGUAUUGUAUAUGUGUCCAGACUUGUCUGGCUGCUUCAGUUUACUGUGUGUUUGCCGUUAGGAUUUGUCUGACUGUCUGUGGAGUACCUUAAGGAUAUGCAUCUAAUAUGUCACAGUGCGGAUCCAUGGGUCUGUUCAGUUGUCUGGAAUUAUAUUGUCUGGAACGGACAAGCAUCAAAAUGACAACAAGAGCAUCGUACCUGAAGUUUUUUGAAGAAUCCUUGACUAACGAGAAUUUUUAACAUCUCAAACAUCGGUUGAACUGAAACUGAAAAUCUGUGACCUGAUGCUGGCAAUCAGUUAAACAUAGUGAACGGUUUCAUCACAUCUGCUGUAUCUGGUGAUUUUCCACUAGAUCAUUCAAAUAGAGUUCGGACAAGAUCGGGAGGGUCCACGAACCGGGUUUCGAACUUGGUUCGCUCAGCCGCAACGGGUGUGUCGCAACGCUAUCAUGAGUUCGCACGCGCUGGCUUUCUCAUGUUUGUUCAGAGUGAUUUCCCAUUCGAUACUUCUCUAGUCUGAAACGUCAUCUUGCAGUGUAAUAUGCAGUGUAAUAUACACAUAUAGUGUAAUCCUCUGGCACUGACUGAACACGUUGUCAGUAUAUGCAACAAAGAACUCCAACAUUCUUUUAAUCAAAGGCUCUUAAAAGCGAUCAGAAGAUGUCAAGCAUAAGAGGCUCAUUGCUGUGCCGUUUGGUUGUAACAGUGACAUUGGCAGCUGUCAUCUCUAUGGGCAUCAUAUUUUUCCAGUUCUCGCCUUCUCACAACUGUCCACCACCACUUCCUAAACCCAAACAAAUGAAAGUACAUAACUGUGCUAAGAGCAACAGCUCUCUUACUAAUAUAGCAGAGGAGAAACCUAUACUUCUGUUAUGGAUUUGGCCUGAAAAUUAUAGGUUUGCUUUCAAUGACUGCAAAAAGUUUUACAAUAUUGAUAAUUGUCAGCUGACGGAUGAUAGAUCUCUCUAUAACAGUGCAGAUAAUGUCAUUGUUUAUCAUAGAGCCAUCCACUGGCAUCUGUCCAACCUUCCCCCAUCUCCUCGUCCUCCGUUCCAGAGAUGGAUUUGGUUGCAUUUGGAAUCACCAACCAACACCAAAAGGAUACCAGGUCUGGAAAACCUGUUCAAUCUCACUCUCAGCUACAGACAGGAUGCUGAUAUUCCUGUACGGAUGCGCUUGACGACCAGGAAGAAACCUAAUAAGGAUUUUGUGAUUCCCAAAAAGGAUAAGCUGGUGUGUUGGAUUGUAAGUAACAACGAUCCCACAACUGGUAUUGACACAAGGAACGUUUUUUACAGGGAAUUAAGGAAAUACAUCCAAGUGACUUUGUUUGGAAAGGCUUAUGCUAGGUUUCUGGAUUAUAAGGACUAUUAUCCAACCAUGGCUAGCUGCAAAUUUUACCUUGCCUUUGAGAACUCCAUCCACAAAGACUACAUCACUGAGAAGUUAAACGGGCCGCUCGCAGCAGGUACCGUCCCUGUGGUGUUGGGUCCUCCGAGAAGAAACUAUGAAAACUUUGUUCCCGCCGAGUCCUUCAUUCAUGUCGAUGACUUCCCAGAUGCAAAAUCACUAGCCGAAUAUCUGCUUCAUCUGGACAAGGAUGAAGAUGCAUAUCGCAAGUACUUUAACUGGAGGAAACAUCUCACUCCAAGUCCUCAUUUAAUAUUACAGACACAAGAGUUUAUUCUGGCUAUUUGCACUGCCUGUGACCAUGUGGCACGACACAGGGAAUAUAAAGAAGCUCAUGAUCUCUAUGAUUGGUACUUCAGUUAAUGCCACCUCAGGUUUUGGUGACAUAUUUUUAAUCAAAUAAAUUUUUAAAUAUUCAUUUUAAAUACCAUACCAUACCAUACCAACUUUAUUUGUUAAGCACUUUACAACAACCACAGUUGACCAAAGUGCUGUACAGAAAAAAUAAACAUAUGUACAAUUAAUAACCACAAAAUAAAAGCAUUCAAAGUAACAAAUUAAAUCAAGUAAAUAAAUCUUACUAGGUGUCAAAAGCCAAAGAGAAAAGAUAGGUUUUAAGAAGGGUUUUAAAAACAAAUAGAGAAGAGGCCUGCUUAACAUGCAAAGGCAGAUCAUUCCAUAGUUUAGGGGGGGAAGAAG
This is a messenger RNA of Cyprinus carpio (common carp), 2151 nucleotides long. Its product is annotated as 4-galactosyl-N-acetylglucosaminide 3-alpha-L-fucosyltransferase 9-like. Lineage: Eukaryota; Metazoa; Chordata; Actinopteri; Cypriniformes; Cyprinidae. Gene Ontology annotation, cellular component: membrane. The record is from RefSeq and is a predicted model, not a curated record. Gene Ontology annotation, molecular function: alpha-(1->3)-fucosyltransferase activity.